UUAACGUCAAAAACAUAUGUUAAGUGUUUAUUUUUAUUUUUGGUUUAUUUUGCUUGGCUCUUAUAUAAUUUUAAUAGUAUGAUAAUAUUGAUAACUACGUAAUUUAUAACAACGAAAAGUAUGUAGUGUGAAAUGGCUUUGCUUUUUAAACAUCCUGUAAGAUCUUUAAAAUUACCUAACGGUUGCUGGAGAAUGUAUUUUACUGACAAAAUUAAGAAAAAAAUAGACGAAAAAGAAAUAAAGAGGUGCUGUAACAUACUUGGUGUAGAAGAAUCAAGUAACCUGGAACAGAUAAGAAUUGCUUAUCUUGAUAUGGUUAAAAGAUAUCAUCCAGAUAGUGGUACAGAAGAAGCAAGGGCUGAAAAGUUUCAUGAAAUUGAUAAGGCCUUUCGAAUUUUAGUGGAUAAAACUAAAUUAAGCCAUAAUACUACUGAAGAAUGUAAUGUAGUUCAAGAACAAGAUAUAAAGCAUACUGCUCCGCAACACAGACAAUAUUUAAGUUUUGGUGGCUUAGGUGCAGGAAAUCCAUUUCAAAGGGAAAAACAAUAUACAAAAAUUCGUGCUUCACAAGCAGCACAAAACGUAUACAACCAUAGAAUAAGUAAGGUUACUGCUGAAGAACAUGCUCUUCUAGAUAAAGUUCCUUUAAAACAUAAAAUUAAAACAAAAUAUGGCUUUGAAAGAUUAGUUGAAGACUUAAUCCAAGAAUCUAUGUCAAAAGGGGAAUUUGAUAAUUUAAAAAAUACUGGUAAACCUUUACCAAGUUAUGAAAGUCGUAAUCCAUAUGUGGAUUUUAUCACACACAAAUUAAAUGAAGUUUUAAUUGAUAAUGGAUUUACGCCAGAAUGGAUUUUACUUCAAAAAGAAAUACGCGAGGAUAUCCUGAUCCUUAGAAAGAACUUAUUCACUGAAAGACAAUAUUUUGGACCGUAUCCAUUAACAAUAGAAGACAAUAUUGAGUGGAGCGAACAAGUAUAUAAAUAUAAGGAACUAGUCAAUAAAAUAAAUAAAAAAAUUGCCAAAUUUAAUCUAGUCGUACCUAUUUUAAAUAAACAAAUGAUCCCGAUAUGUUUAGAAAAAGAAGCCCAAAAAGCAAUAGUCAUUGGACAAGGAUAUGAAGAUUUAAGAUCGGAGUCUUCAACUGUAAAAGAUUCACACAGAAAAAUUGACCAAUCUUCUAGCAAAACUGACGGUUUGUUGAGUAUUUUCUCUUUGUUUUUUAAAGGACAAUAAACAGAGAUUGUAAAAUCUAUUGAGACAAUAGUCUUUAAUAUAAAGGGUGUAAAUGAAUAAGUGAGAAAAGUCAGCUUGAACUACAGUUACUUGUAUUUUAGAAUCUAAUAUAAACUUUUUAAUUUUAGAAUAAAGUAUGAAAAACUUUUUUACAAUCAAGUAUAAAUUUGUAAUAUAGAAUCAAGUAUAAACUUUUGAUUUUCGAAUAAAGUUGGGCAAACUUGUAUUUUAGAAUAAAGUAUGAAAAACUUGGAUUUUAGAAUCAAGUAUAAACUUUCGAUUUUAGAAUUAAAUAGGAAGAAUUUUAUAAUUAAGUAUGAUGUAGGUAUGUUAGGCAAAAAGAGACGCGCAUCAGAAUCAUAUUAAAGAGCCACUGUAGUGGAAAAUAUAAUCUUUAUUUUGACAUACUGUAUUUACCUAAAAUACCGCUUUAUGCUAACGCCAUGUUAGAGCUAGCAAGUAGCUAGCCAAAGGAGCUAGCUUUACUUUAUCCUAUACGCAGUCGGCCACGUCUAGCUAACAAACAACUUGAUUUGACAAGACCGACAUAGCUAAGACAUGUAUACCGACCCAAAACAAAUAACUUCGUAGGGAAACGCCAUAUGAAAACAAAUCGCACCUAUUUAUUUAUACCCUGUAUAAAUGAUACGGGAUUGACUAGGUAGUUUUCAACCGUUAAAUUAAAAUAAUUUUUAAAUGGUUUUUAUCAGAUGACCAAAAUAAUAUCUUAUUUAUUUCAAAUAAAAAUGACUCCCAAUAAACAAACAUUGACGUAUAAUGAUGUUUUUUGUUAAAAACUUUUGCCAAACGUGUGUGUAAAUAUAUUUUUCUAUCGAUUAGUAAAUAACAAUAUUUGUUUGUGAAAAUUGGGAGCGUAUUUAUUUUAUUUAUUUUUCAUUUUUAUUCAAGAUAUACAAUUUCAAAAAAGUACUCUUGACAACUAUAGCCUUAUCUUUGGUCUUAAGAGCAAAAGAAUACACAUGACAGUUUGAUAUUUUAUUUCAAAGUAGAUUUUUUCUGUAAUCAAACUAUAGGUAUUCUGUAGUCUAUUCCAUCUGAAUAGAUUAUAGCUAGUAAGAUUUAUAAAUAAUAAAAGUAGAUUUUGUUUCUGUUACAGAUUACUUCUUUGUUUAUUGUCCUAUAUUACGUUUUCUAUCCACCCUUUGCAAUAAGUAUCUAAUUAUUUUGUUAAAUUGUGGUAAUGAGUUAAAAGAUAAUAAUUAAAUAAAAAAUUAUAUUUUGAUUUAAAUUGCACAACCAAACAUACAAAGUAAUCAACAGUAAACAAAGUGAUAUGAAUAGUUAUAGGUAUAAUUAAACAUAUUAGUAAAAAAAAUAAGUUCAUAAAUAUAUUUGGCAAAUAAGACAUCAAUGUGAUGUAAACUUAAUCUAUAGAUGAAAGAAAGUUGUCAAUUUUUUAACACAGAGUAAACAUGAAUUGUGAUCAGAGUAUAAAAUAUGUCUAACAAUUUUCUUUAUACGUUAAAAUAUUAUUGUAUAGUGAGUUGAUUAUUAUAAGGUUUUUUUGCCAUAUUAAAAGGCCUGUAAUAUUUAACAUAAAUAUAUUAAUUUGAUUGCUACGAAUUUACUUGCAUUAAUUUAAAUAUAACUAUUGUAUUUGUGUACAAGUAAAAUCAAACACGCAAUAAAAUUACAAACUAUUGAUUUUAUAAACCUCUUCCAAAAACCUUUCUGAGAAUAAUCCAAUAAAUAAAAUUCUGAAAAUCAAAACAGAAAUUAGUAAAUUAAAAUGGGAACGCAAUUUAAAGAUCAAAUUUAUAUUGAUAAGAAAUUAUUAAGCAAUUUUUUAUGCUACAUUUUACAUGCGAAUGAUACUGAAUUACUCUAAAGUUAAAUUUUGGAAGCAGUUUACGCAUAUAUAAAUAUAAAAAUAUGAUUAAAUAUUUUUUUUAAAUCAAGUUAAUAGUAACAGAAUACAUAUUAUUGUAAAAUCGACCUAUAUUGAAAUUAAUUUUAUUUACAUAUAUAA
Messenger RNA from Sitophilus oryzae (rice weevil), 3223 nucleotides. Its product is annotated as dnaJ homolog subfamily C member 28. Lineage: Eukaryota; Metazoa; Arthropoda; Insecta; Coleoptera; Curculionidae. The record is from RefSeq and is a predicted model, not a curated record. Bases 133 to 1233 code for a protein of 366 amino acids. The transcript has 6 exons.